CAUCUUCCUCUCUCUCUUUCAUGUCCAAUCAAACUCAUGCACUUUAAACAACAACAACACAACAACCCACUAGAUUUUUCAGCUUCCUAGCUCCAUGUGUUCUGCAAGCAUUUAAAGCAGUUCUUGUCAGUUCUUGAUCUCUCUCUACCUAUCAGUCAUUUAUUCUCAAAACCCAUCUUACACCUCAGUUUGGUUCUAAUCUUGAUCCAUGAAGCUUCAAUGGGCACCUUUAGCAAUCCUAGCAUACCUUCUUUUAGUUCAAUUAAGCUCAGCAGCAGACCCAACAAGACCCAUGAACUGUACAGACACAACUCGCCUCUGCACGUCUUUCCUGGCCUUCAAACCCCAACCCAGUCAGACCCUUGCCGUGAUUCAGUCAAUGUUCGACGUGUUGCCGGAAGACGUCACCGUGGAAGGGGAGAACGGCCGGGGAUACGUGUUCAUAAAAAAGAACUGUUCUUGCGCUUCUGGGGUCAACGAGUAUUUGACCAACACCACGUUUACGGUGAGAUCGAGUGGAGGGUAUGUGUCUGACGUGGUGAAUGAGGCCUAUGGUGGACUGACGUUCCUGCCCAAUUCGACGAGGACGGUCAGAAACGGCACCGUUGUGUGGCUGAGGCUGCUGUGCGGGUGUUCGAGUGGGCUGUGGAAUUAUUUGAUGAGCUAUGUGAUGAGGGAGGGGGACAGCAUUGAGGCUUUGGCGAGUCGGUUUGGGGUUAGUAUGGAUAGUAUUGAGAAGGUUAACGGUAUUGUUGAUCCUGAUAAUGUUACUGUCAGUGCUCUGUAUUACAUUCCUUUGAAUUCAGUUCCUGGUGAGCCGUAUCCUUUGGAGACCAUUUCUCCUGCUCCUGCUCCUACUCCACCCAUUGACGACUUGUCAGCAAAUCAUGUGAAUCAUGAGGCACAUUUUCCCUAUUUAUGGAUCGUAGGAAGUAUGGGGUUAGUUCUUGUUGUGAUAGUAGUAGUAGGUAUAGUUCUAUAUAUAUGUCUGAGGUCAUCACACUGCUGUGGUGAAGCGCAAAGAGGUCACUCAAAAGAUCGUGAUGGUCAGAUCAGGUUUCAUAUUCUUCGCAAACCCAGUUUCUGCUGUGGUUCAGGAAGGCUCACUUGUCGCAAGUCUGCUGAUUGGAAGCAAACCAAUGGGGAUUCUGGCAACCAGCAGAUAACUAUACCCAAAGCUCUUGGCAGUCACGUACUUGACAUGGAAAAACCUGUGGUUUUCACAUAUGAAGAAAUGUUCUCCUCAACAGAUGGAUUCUCUGAUUCACGUCUUCUGGGAAAUGGAACUUAUGGUUCUGUGUAUUAUGGGUUACUUCAUGAGCAGGAAGUUGCUAUUAAAAGGAUGACAGUGACAAAAACCAAAGAAUUUCUAGCAGAAGUAAAAGUUCUAUGCAGGGUGCAUCAUUCUAACCUGGUAGAAUUGAUUGGUUAUGCAGCAACGGAUGAUGAGCUCUUCCUAAUAUAUGAGUACGCCCAGAAAGGUUCACUUAAAAGCCAUUUGCAUGAUCCUCAGAACAAGGGUCAAACAUCUCUUUCUUGGAUCAUGAGGGUCCAGAUUGCUCUCGAUGCUGCUAGAGGUCUUGAGUACAUCCAUGAGCACACUAAAGCUCACUAUGUCCACCGGGAUAUCAAGACAAGCAACAUCUUGCUUGAUGGUGCCUUCAGGGGAAAGAUUUCAGAUUUUGGAUUGGCGAAACUUGUUGGUAAAACAGGUGACGGAGAAGCUACAGUAACCAAAGUUGUUGGUACAUAUGGUUAUCUGGCUCCAGAAUACUUGAGUGAUGGGCGUGCUACCACAAAAAUUGAUACAUAUGCUUUUGGAGUUGUUCUUUUCGAGAUUUUAUCAGGGAAGGAGGCUGUCAUAAGAACGGAAGGCACAUCUACAAAAAAUCCUGAAAGACGCUCACUGGUAUCCAUUAUGCAAGCUGCUCUGAAGAGUUCACCUGACUCCAUGAGUAUGUCGAACUUGAAAGAUAUUAUCGAUCCAAAUCUGAUGGACUUGUAUCCCCAUGAUUGUCUAAUCAAGGUGGCCAUGAUAGCUAAGCAAUGUGUAGAUGAAGAUCCCAUCCUGCGGCCUGACAUGAAAGAGAUUGUUAUUUCUCUGUCACAAAUUCUCCUAUCGUCGGUCGAGUGGGAAGCUACUCUAGCAGGGAACAGCCAGGUAUUCAGCGGCCUUGUUCAGGGAAGGUAGUGAAACAGAAACUUUCUGUUCAUACCCAAGUCAUUCAUAUUCUUUUGCCCCUCUUUUAUCUGUAGUGUGCUUUGUAUUUAUAAUAGCACAUACAUAUAGUGGGAAGAUCGUGGUAUCUAUACGUAAGUUCUGAAUUUGUUCCUGUUGUUUCCUUCUCUAGAUGUUUCAUACCUUGUAGUACCAUUUGUGGAAAAUUUUGAUUUGAUGAAAAUGUGAUGGAGGAGCCAAGGAA
Molecule: messenger RNA, 2423 nt
Organism: Argentina anserina (silverweed cinquefoil)
Lineage: Eukaryota; Viridiplantae; Streptophyta; Magnoliopsida; Rosales; Rosaceae
Product: lysM domain receptor-like kinase 3
Exons: 11
Coding region: 209-2191 (660 amino acids)
Biological process (GO): protein phosphorylation; innate immune response
Molecular function (GO): ATP binding; transmembrane receptor protein kinase activity
Source: RefSeq, a predicted model, not a curated record